Erinaceus europaeus (western European hedgehog) is the source of this 2100-nucleotide messenger RNA. RefSeq names its product potassium channel tetramerization domain containing 4 (gene KCTD4). Gene Ontology annotation, biological process: protein homooligomerization. The transcript is spliced from 2 exons. The coding region runs from base 335 to 1180 and encodes 281 amino acids. Gene Ontology annotation, molecular function: protein binding. NCBI's taxonomy places the organism in Eukaryota, Metazoa, Chordata, Mammalia, Eulipotyphla, Erinaceidae. The record is from RefSeq and is a predicted model, not a curated record.
AUCAGGAAGUUACAGACAUUCAUUUCCACAACAGCAUUCUGGAUCCAGUGCAAUGUGGAGUCCUUUAUGAGCACUUCCAACUAAAGGUAAAGCACAGAUAAGUGGUCAGAACCAAAAUUCUAGGCUGAACUUUGAGAUUUUUAAACUUCAGAUGCUGUCUAUACUCUCUGGAAAGGGACUCAAGGAAUAAUACCACCAUAGAGCAAGCACUUUGAAAAGAAAGCUCCCGCAUAGUCAAUACGCCACCUACUGCAAAACUGAGCUGACAGCGCAGGCGAUGCUGCCAGCAUUUCCAUUCCAUCACCAGGCUGGGGCUGAAUAAAGGCGUGUUUGUAUGGUAGUGUUUCCUUUUGAAAAAUCUCAAAGCCAAGAAGAACAAGCUGAAAUAGCACUUUCAAAAAUGGAGCGUAAAUUAAACAGAAGAGAAAAAGAAAAGGAGUAUGAAGGGAAACAUAACAGCCUGGAAGAUGCUGACCAAGGAAAGAACUGCAAAUCCACACUGAUGACCCUCAACGUUGGUGGAUAUUUGUACAUUACUCAAAAACAAACACUGACCAAGUACCCAGACACUUUCCUUGAAGGUAUCGUAAAUGGAAAAAUCCUCUGUCCAUUUGAUGCUGAUGGUCAUUAUUUCAUAGACAGGGAUGGGCUUCUCUUCAGACAUGUCCUAAACUUCCUACGAAAUGGAGAACUUCUACUGCCCGAAGGGUUUCGAGAAAAUCAACUUCUUGCACAAGAAGCAGAAUUCUUCCAGCUCAAGGGACUGGCAGAGGAAGUGAAAUCCAGGUGGGAGAAAGAACAGCUUACACCCAGAGAGACCACUUUCUUAGAAAUAACAGAUAACCAUGAUCGCUCACAAGGACUGAGAAUCUUCUGUAAUGCUCCUGAUUUUAUAUCAAAAAUCAAAUCUCGCAUUGUUCUGGUAUCUAAAAGCAGGCUGGAUGGAUUUCCAGAGGAGUUCUCAAUAUCCUCAAAUAUUAUUCAAUUUAAAUACUUCAUAAAGUCUGAAAAUGGCACUCGACUUGUACUAAAGGAAGACAACACCUUUGUUUGUACCUUGGAAACUCUUAAGUUUGAGGCUAUAAUGAUGGCCUUAAAGUGUGGUUUUAGACUACUAACCAGCCUGGAUUGUUCUAAAGGGUCAAUUGUUCACAGCGAUGCACUUCAUUUUAUCAAGUAAUUACCUGUGUCACGAACAAAGGCAACAAGCAUGCAGCCAGCAAGCUUCGGAAAACCACAGCAUCAAAGGCAUCCCAAAUAAUGUGCCCAGCUAGCUCCGUACUCAAGAGCCCUGCUGCUAAUCAAUGACUGAGCUAACCGGUAUGUAAAUCCUUCUGCUAAAGAUGUACUUCUAUAGGGUGCUCCUGUUGAUCAGACUCUCACACUUUAAAAUGAAAACGGAGAUCCUCUACAUGUUGUAAAUAAAGACUGAAUGCACUUGCCAUUUGUUUAUUUUCCCUUAAGCUGUCUUUCAAUCAGAAUGUCUUGGGAACUCCUAUAAUGAACAAGCAUGUAUAUUAUCUAUCGUUCAUUUAAAUAAAUCAUAAAAAUAUUUUAAGGGCAUAGGAGAUACUAAAUUCUUUCUACUAAUGACAGAAACUACAGAGAAACUGAACUGGUAAAAUUAACCACUGAGAGUAAAUCGUGCAGAUUCACUAAAAAAAAAAAAAAAAAAACAGCUAUAGUAAAACAAAAUGAGAUUAUAAAAAGGAAUUAAUUUUUAAUGGUAAGCACCAAAAGCUUAUUCAUUGUUGUUGUAUUUCACACUAGAAUUAUAGUGAAAUUGAUAUUUUGAUGAAAAUUCCUAGAAAAUUGCUUACUAACAAUAAAAUAAUAAAAGUAUUGCUAACUGCUUUGCUUGUAUUAAUGAUUACAAUAAAAAGUUAUGUGUCACUUUUAAAACAAAUAGUACCACUUGAUGACUCUGUACAAUACUAUGCAUUGAUGUAGUAAACUGGCAGGCUACUGCAACACUGGCUGGUUUUCCAAGUCACAAAAACAGCAAAUUUGUAUCUUUAGAAGCUGAGCUCUAUCACUACAUGGAUAACUUAAUCUCAAAAGAGUAUCUGGUAUUAAAAAUAAUAAAGGGUUAUAUCUUCA